Messenger RNA from Megalops cyprinoides (Indo-Pacific tarpon), 9839 nucleotides. It is a transcript of the gene tasor2, whose product is annotated as transcription activation suppressor family member 2. The transcript has 22 exons. The record is from RefSeq and is a predicted model, not a curated record. NCBI's taxonomy places the organism in Eukaryota, Metazoa, Chordata, Actinopteri, Elopiformes, Megalopidae. Gene Ontology annotation, biological process: negative regulation of gene expression, epigenetic. The coding region runs from base 410 to 9745 and encodes 3111 amino acids. Gene Ontology annotation, cellular component: nucleoplasm.
CCUGAGCUAUGCAGCAAGAGGAACCUUACAAAAUGGAUGCGUCUAAACUUUCUGUUUCUAUUUCGUAAAGCAGCACCGAUCAGUCGCUUGCGCUCGCUAACGAAGGGAUCCUGGACAUAACCUGUACUCACAUGGCGACUUGUUGGAGAGGCGGAUUUUUACUGCGGCUGGUGAAAGUCACCGAAAACAGAGUUCAGCCUAAAACGUCGGAGGGUUGAUGACUUUAUAGUUCUUCCUGGUUGCAGAACACUUUUCCUGACUAUAACCAUCGACGCUGGCAAUGCUCGCUGUGUGUCUCGCUUGGUGAAAUACUUGGCACAGAAUCGCAUGGAGCAUUAACAUCUUGUUCGAGUUUGUGGCGAUCGAGCAGGCGAAAGUCCUUACAGCCACGCGUCGUAAGGACCCAACAAUGCCGUUUUUCAAGAGGAAAAAAGGGAAAAGACUGACCAAAGAAAAACAAUUUUCAGCGAUGGAAAGCGAGAAUGCUGCGUCCGAAGCAGUGUCUCUCACAUGGCUAUUGGAACCAGUGCUGCCGGGCUCCGGAAAAUUCCAGGAUGACAUUCUGCCUGCCCUGCAGAGGUCCUACAUGUACUCUGAGUCCAAGACCUGUUUCCGGUAUAGCUCUGCCCACCUGAUCAACAAUGCCGCCCUGCAGAAAGAGUACCAAGCCUUCCGGGCAGAGAAGAGAGGGAGGGCCUACACUGAAGAGGAGCUGGAGGAGUCAUUCGGCUUCCUGCUAUUUGACCAUGAAGGGAAGGCAAAGGAACUGUCUGAACGUGGCUUAGUGGUUGGACACAGCACCUGCUCCACUCUUGGAGAUCCUUCCAAAGGUGUUUACAUCUCAAAGUACUCUGACUGCCUGGACUUCAACCCCUGGUACCACGGAAAGUCUGGCUACAUCGCCAUCCUGAGGCUGACAAAGGGGAGAGUGAGAACGGUGAUGGAAAACUACACCCGAAACUUCACCCUCCCAUCACCCGGCUUCGACUGCCAUGAGUCGGAACAGAUCGGCGCUGUGUCGUCAACCACCAGCUCCUUCUUGGCCUACGAGCGCACGCAGUACUACCUGUACGAAGCCUGCGGACAGGGAGAGGGCAUGGUGGCACGGCCCAGACAUGCCUUGCCAUUUGCCAUAGUGGAGUUCUCAUAUGGAGAGACCAAGCCCUGCGCAGAGGUGUUACAGGAGAAAAGUGUAGAAAAACCAGUGGUUCACUACUACCCUUGGAGGGGCCAGCUCCAGAUCCAGUCCCUUAUCUACCAUGUAGCCCUGAGGUCUAACGCUGGAGCACUGAUCCCAGCACAGCUACCUGAGACACUAGCAACUGACCACGUUAUGCAGCUCUCAGACCUGAGGAAACUGUUGCCCCAGGGCUUCUUUGAAACCUGCUUUACUGGUGAAGUGUCCCUUGAAGGCAGGUUCUACACUGUGUUCGAGGUGGUCACGUUGGUGGCCGACGAUGCAUCAGUCCGAGUCCUCACCCAGGAGCUGAAGGAAAAAGAUCUGGCCCUUCUUGUGCAGUUGAACGAUUCUGGUUUCCUGGUGCUGUUACACUCCUCUUGCUUUCUUACAUAUGAAGGUAAGAAUAUUAAAAACCCCAUGUCAGAAAGGACAGAGACACUGCUGGCCAUGUUUGUGUUUCCUGACUCAAGAACAGUGCAGAAAGCAACAAAGAUUAUGAGGUCCAGCUCCGCCCUCUCGCCAGAGGUCAUGCAGAUCCUGCCAGGGUUGAACUACGCCGAGACCGAGGUGGAGAAAUGUCCUCCUGACCAGCAGGAGGCGCUGUGCGAACUGGUGGAGCAGCGCUUACAAAAUUAUGCCGCCCUAAUCCAGCCUGGAAUGUUGGAUAGCCCAUCUAGGGAGGCGAGUGGCUUUCCAGACCAGUAUGACAUGCCAGAGGUGUUCAAGCACCUGUACAGCGCCCCCAAGUGUGGGGAAGCAACAUUUCGGCAGCUGCAGGCCUACCUGGGCCAGCCAGAUGCUUACACCCUGCCUGUUGCCAGAGCUGUAGAGCUGCUGGCGGUGGGACGGGGGGAGAAUGAUGAUGACUCAGACGUUAUCUACUGCUGCCUCUCCUCCCCAGAGGAGGUCCCAGCUACCCCUGCAAGUUUCCCUGGUGAUGGGAAUCCAGAGGAGAGUCAGAGGCAGAGUGACGGCCAUGUUGAGGGGGUGGGGAUGGAGGGUAGAGCUGUUCCAGAGGGAGACGCAGAGGGUGGAGCCGGUCAUCACCAGGAGGGAGAGGAGGAGGCGGCGUUGCCCAUUGCAGCGUCCCAGCCACCAAUCCCAGAGGUCCAUGGGGCACUGGGCACAGCGGUGCUGACCUACGCCGAGCCUUCUGUGGAGGUGACGGAGGCCACGCCCACGCCCAUGUCAGGGGACCUGCCCAUUGACCUCAGUGCGGUCGCCGCUGGGAACAGAGCUGUGACAUCACAGCCCGGUGAUGUGCCGGUCCGUGAGACUGGCAUGGAAGGGUCAGCACAGGGAGGGGUUUUCACCAGUUUCACUGAAAAGGCUGGUGAUUCGCUCGGUGCAAAAGGCCGCCAUGCUGCGGAGAGCAUAUCACUAGUCCAGACAUUGCCAGGGGCCAGACCUCCCACAGGUCCCACUAGGAGGACAGCCACCAGGCGGACCAGGAGGAGGAAGAAGAAAAUCUCAAAUCCUGCACAGCCAAAGGCCCUGGCGAAAGAUCCCAGGGUUGAGGAAGAGGCAGCCAUGAUGCAGCCACAGACCCUGAAAAGGAAGGGCUUCCGGUAUGGGCUGAAAACCAUUAUCACAGACUGUGGUAGGGUCUUCAUUCCACAUGGCUCAGAAAUCCUCCCCAAGGACAUCAUGUCCCUGACAGAGAUGCAGACUGUGAACAGUAAAUGUUUGGAGGAUGUAGCUGCAGAACCAGCAGGAAACCCUUCCUCACCUGUAGAGACAGCCAAUAGACAGGCUGUGUCCACAGAAAUGGCAAAAGGACAGGCCCCACCCAUGGAAACAGCUGACAAACAGUCCCCACUCAUGGAGACAGUGAACAGACAGACCCCACCCACAGACACAGCUGACAGACAGACUACACCCAUAGAGACAGCUGACAGACAGACCUCACCUAUGGAGACAGCUGACAGAAAGGAAACGGGUUUGUCCUGUGAGCUUCUGGUAGGCACAGUGGUCUCUCCUCUGGUUGUAGCUGACCAAAACAAAGACCCAGAGAACAAAAUACCUCCCGAUAAAACCGGUUUGGAGGGAACAGCUGUGACAAAAACAUUAAUUUCACUAGGGGAACUGAGGACGAUUCUUCAAAAGGGAAAAAGGAGAAAGGCUCGAUCUCUUGAUGACCAGACAUUUGCGGCUCUGAAAGAGCCCCCCCCCGUUAACAGUGAACCACAGCACAAGAGAAGCAAGAGAGACGCUUGUCCGGAGAAUGACCCGCAGAAAGCUAACCGUAACUGUGGAAGCACCGUUUCUCCGGUGGGGACACACCUCUUGCAGUCAGAGUCCAAGCUCAUGAACAUUUUGGGUUCAGAUCCCAAGCUGCUGGAGAAAACACAGAGGGCAGAGGGAAGCCCCAAGGAUGGAACGCGGCCGAGGAGGAAUUCGCCGAGGAGGAAUUCGCCGAGGAGAGCGGAUGUCGUGAAGUCCUCCCCACGUUCCGACGAAGCGCUGAAAGCCGCGGCUCCGUCCACCACCGUGGCGGAGCUCGUAAAACUCGUCAAGCCGUUCAAAAAGCGACUGAGGAGCAGAAUAACCGAGUGCAUAAAGGAGAAUGGGUGGUUGAAUUUUGGCACUUCUGCCUCACAGGACAGUGAAAAAGUAGUCCAGGCUCAGACGCAGUCACUCAGAACUGCCACUAGUGGGCACCGCAUGGGCGCUGGCAGGGCCAGCCUCAACUCGGACUGGGGUCCCCCGAGUCAGUGCCAGCCCUCAGACGCGCUCACCUUGUUGGCUGAUUUGGCCCUUGGUGGCAGCGGUGACGAGACCAUAGAGAAACUCACCCCGGUUCUCGGAACUAAGCUUUCUGGGAGGGGGCGAAGACAUCCCCACAGGCGUAAGCUCCCGCCCAAGUCCUCAGAAUCCGAGGGCCUGGUGGUUAGCGGGGAGCUGGUUUUGGUGAUCUCCAAAGAGCACUCGUACUCACUGCCCCCCUCCUGUCUGCUGUUGGGUUUGUCAGGUGAGCCCCUCCAGGUUUCUCCCCCGGACAGCACGGAAACCUCUCUCCCGUCUGGCCAACAGGGGCCGCCGCAGCACGCGGACAAAGACGAUGCCGCCCCGUUGUGUCCGGAGGAGAGAAGCAGAGAGGAGGUGACAAGCUUGCCCCCUGGCAGCGCACCUCCGAAGCACUCGGUCUCGGUACGGCAUAAGAGGGGGCGCAGCUGGUUCCGGAGGGUCGUCCAGGCGGGCGAAACAAUCCGUGUGACAAGGCUGUGGAAGGAGAAGUACGAGUUCAAUCACGACAGCAAGUACACCAAUGACCCUCUGGACAAAACAGUGAUACGGGCCUUGCACGGACCGUGGGAUUUCCGCAUUGAGGAGACUAUCGAUCAGGCCCGUCUCAUUCUCCACAUGUGGAUCGGGCUCUUCUACAGCCGCUCCACCACCAGGUUCUUCCAGACUGACCCGAACGGACCCGUUCUGGAGGGCCCACCCCCCGCCGAGAGGCUUCAGGAAGAGUCGCAGGUUAAAACUGGGGCACAGGGGGUCACGCCUGACGCCUUGCCCGGUUCUGAGAUUGGCAGGGACCCCUCUGAGAUGCAACACCAUGCCCCCCCUGCCUUUACACCUCCUCCAGAAUCUGAGGCUUUGGACUUGAGGGAGGAGAGCAAGAAAAAAGCAGAGCCCUUACUCCCUGCUCCCAAGGUGUUGGACCUGUCACAAAAACGCUCAGAGGUUUUAGACCUCAGUGUCACUUCCAAACCAGUCAGAGAGGCCUGUCCUUCUACCAGCAGCCACACAGAUCUUGCCAAAACCCCUCCCCCGCAUUCGAUACACAAACCUACCCCGAGAAGGUACAACUGGACAAUGUACUCCUACUAUCCCAGCAAAGACACUUACUUUCAUUUCAACAACCAGAAGUACAGAGCAAGUGCUGAUAUACCUGAUGAAACCAGUGAACAGGGAGAUGACAACAAUGAUAGCUGCCUUGAAGAUGACAAUGACAGAUACAACCUUACUUGCUCAGAUACAACCGAACCCGUGGAAAAUGAUGCCAUUUAUGCUCAGCUGUGUGAGCGCAUUGCAAGUGUGCGCAUUUCGAGAGGGAAGCUCUUUAACGGAACCCACAGAGCUACGUUCGACUGCCUGACUGCCCAGUUUCUCGACAGAGAAAGAGAUGAAACUGGAGGGAGAAGAGAGAGGACUUUGUACGUCCAGCCGUGUAGGUUGACUGACGUCAAUUGCACAGCAGCUGAAGCACCUGAGCCGGCAGGUGCCAGUGAGAGUACUUCCAUCAAAGGCACAAUAACCACAGCAGAGGGUGAACAGGGUCUCUGCGGCGAAGGCAAAGUAAGCCUGACAAUGCACAAUGAGAAGGAUCUGAGUGAGGAUGAGGAGCACACGGCCGCACAAACUGUGAAUGACAUCAGUACAGGAAAGCACAGGGAGGUGCCUGAUGGGAACGGCUCCUUUAAAUUCAACGUGCACACUGCAGUGAAUGAUGGGAAUGGUUUUAAUAAUGGUGAGAAGCACACGUCGGUAUGUGAGAAUGACACUGGGGAAGGUGAGGAGAACAGAGCAGUGCCCAGUGAGAUUGCUGUUAGCGCAGGUGAGGAGCAUCCAGGAGUGCAAGAUGGGGUUGAUUUUCAUAAAGGUGGGGAGCACAUAGUGGAUGAAGGGAAAGGUUUUAGUGAAGGUGAGGAACAUACAGAAAUGCAUCAUGGGACUGAUUAUUAUAAAGGUGGGGAGCACACAGUAGUGCAUGAUAGGAAUGAAUUUAGGAAAGAUGAGGAACGCACAGCAAUGCAUCAUGGGAGUGAUUGUUAUAAAGGUGGGGAGCACACAGUAGUGUGUGAUGGGAAUGAUUUUGGUCAGGGUGAAGAACACACAACAACGCAUGGUGGGAUUGACUCUAAUAAAGGUGAAGAAGACAGAGCCUUACAUGAUCUUGAUGAACUGCAUGAUGGGAACAGUUUCGGUCAAGAAGAGGCACCCACACAGGGGAAUGACUCCAGCCAAGUCCAUGACUUAGACACAAGACCAUUUGACAACAGAAGCCCUACUCCUACACUGGACGAACUGUCUUGUGACCGUAUUCUCGACAGCAGUGAGAGAGAGAUUCACACAGCUUUGUAUGAUGCCAAUACUUUCCACAGAGUCUUUGAACCAGCGGAAAACACCAGCCAAAGCUCCACCCCAACACAAGAUGAAAUUCCCUGCAGUCAGAGCCCUGACCAUGAUGAUAGCCGUUCACUGCCAGACGGCCUACUCCACAAUGAGGUUGACCCAAACAGUGAGGUUUUAUGUGCACCGGAGAUGCAACAGAGUGAUCCUGAUCCUUGUCUCAGCAACACACACUUAUGCACACAGGAAGAACCACAUGUUAUGGACAGUCCCAUUUCCUGCAGCAGUACCACCUUGAACCAGAGCUUGUCAGAAAACAGCUUUGAGCUCCAUUCUAGCAGCAAUAAUGAGACAUUAGACAGUGCUACCGCACCUGCCGAGGUUCCAGUCUGUAGAGAUCAUGAACUACUUCCCACAGUGCCUCAAGUUGACGGACCAAGUCCAAACCACACUUGCUCAUCCGAUUACGACAGCAUUACAGACUCCAAAGAGGACUCUGUCCUUCAGGAACCUACCUGUUCUGACUCACUAUACAGAGAUCAUAAAUCUAAUAACCAUAGCAAACCCACAGGCAACAUCCAGAACCCCUCACCCAACGACUAUGAGCCUUGUUCCAACAGCUAUCAUGAACCCGAGCAUAACAGCAUUGCAUCCAUAGUAGAUCCUCAGUAUGGUGAUCACGAAUCCAUUCCUGCAUCUGCUGAUAAUUUGCACAGUGAUCAGAAACCAGCUCUUAAUGGCGUCCAUGCAGCUAAGCUGGACACAGAGUCCUGCCAACAGCCGUCCAGUCCUAAGCACAACACCACAGAGUUCUCCCUGUCCGGUACAACCAGUAAGAAUGUGUCUUCAGGGGAGAUGCCACAACAGGGUCAGGACAGUAGCUGUGACCCUGCAGAGGACUUAUGGCAGUGUCAUCACAGACCUUCCUCAGGCAGCAACGACAGGAACAUAGAGGACAUGCAGGACACUGACUAUGCGGCAGUUCCAAAUCAUAGACAUUGGAGGCUAAGCUCAGAGCUCUGUAAGACUGUAAUACCUCCCAAAAGCAAUUAUAAUUUCAGAAAUGACCUAAAAACACUUUGGUCAGAUGGAAAGGAUAAAUCUGCAGAGAAUGUGUGCCACAGCAGUUCUGAAACCUUUUCCAAGAAUAAGCACAGCCCCACCCAAAGCUCACCUGCUGGCCUUUGCUCAGACAGCAGCUAUGCUUCAGUGCAAGACUCAUUGCAAAGAACACCUGAACCCUUGGAUGCCUGCAGUCAGAGAGGAAGCGUGCAGCACGGCUUUCGAGAUCACAGGUCGUGUAGCAGUCAUUCGUCCGCACAUGAUCCACCAGCGCACCGCUCUCGCAAACCCAGCCCGAGCAGCAAGCAACCCAUCAUGGCCUUGAGGCCGUGCAAGAGCGAGGUGCCCGAGGGAGAUGGCGUUAGCGUGCUGCUCGAGGCUGACAAAAUGAAAAGUCCUGAUAGCGUGGAGGGAUCCUAUGAUGCAGCUGCCAAAUACGCAGGCAGGCUGAGAAAAAGGCGUCACCAGCAGGAGGAAGAGUAUGAGGAGGAAGAGUACGGCAUGCGAAUUUACAGGGAAAGUGUGAGUUCUGGAAGCCUCUCUGCUGAAAUCAAUGGUGAUGAAGCCGCAGGAAGUCCCACUGCUGAUAACGUAAGUGGGUCAGACUCGAGUCGUCAGUGGAAUGACCAGGAAGCUGAUGAUGUGUUGGGGCACACUACCACACAACCCUGCACAGGCUUCCCUUACCAGAGUAAGGAUGAAUGGGACAAUCAUGAAAUGGUGGAAGCAUUGGACUACAGCAAGACUAGACCAAUGAGUCUCAACUCUAAUGAAAGUGAAGGCCUGGGAAUGAAUCGGGUGUCAUUUCUGGGCCAUCGCACAGAAAGCAGUGCAAAGGAAACGGACUGGCUGUCCUAUCGCAGAAGUAGGAAACGAGAAGGUUCGAGUCAGAGCUGGGUAUGCAAGAAAGAGGGGAAAAGUGACAGCACUGCCAUGACACCUUCCAUCAUCACCGUGCUGGAUCACAGAGGAAACCGGAAGACUUACGAAAACUACCCCAUUGUGAAAACCGUGUCCAGUGAGCACACCAGGACAAUCCAGAACUCCAGUAAGGGGAGCGGUCACUUUUACAGCUUCUUCCAGAGAUGGGACGAGCUGCAUCACUCAAAGCCUGAUCUCACCCAGUCCUCCCUGGACCUCGAGUACCUCAUCUUCUCCGAAAAAAUGAGCCAGAUGCUCAAGAAGGACCAGAGAAUAAGCAGCUGCUCCAGUUCCACGCGCUACCCCUGGCGGAAGCGCACCGCAUCAGAUGCAGACAGCGCCCCCUGUGACAGCCCUAUGAGAGUGCAGUUUUCUGGACUGAAGGAUUGUAUCUCAGAGGGUCCACACGAUGCCCCGAUGUCUCUCAUUAAGCGGAAGAUAAAGGUUGACAUGCCUGAGAGGGCGGGACUGAGGGUGCCCAAACCCAACGACUGCUCCUCUUCUGCAGCCUCUGAAACACCCCUGCGACUGAGACUGCCCUAUGCAAACGGCGUUGUGGAGCCCUGCCCUGCGGUGUCGAACAUCGUCGCGGAGUGCACCCGCACGUACCACGGCAUGAUGAACGACGUCUGCUCAGGCACGAAGCUCCAGCGAGAACCUGAGAGGUUCAAGAAGGAGAGGAGCUCUGAGUGGCACAGUGCUGACUUUUGCAGUCAGACAGAGGACAUGACCAUCACUCUGCACGACGACCUGAACACCAUCGUCAGGCAGUCCUUUAAAGUCAAGUUUCGGUUCUAUAUCCUGGUGACGUCUGCAGAUGCAUUCUUUGAACAGACAAAGGAAGAGCUGGAGGCGGAGGGCCAUGUGUGUGUGGAGCCGGAGCAGUUUGACCUCGGCGGACGGAGUUGCCACACCCCUCUGCUCAUUAUCCUGCGCAAUGAAGACAUCGCUGAGCACGUCAGCGAGAUUCCUCACCUGCUGGAGCUCAAGAAGACCCCCAGCGUGCUGUUUGCUGGGGUGGACCGCCCAGACGAUGUUCUGAACCUCACCCACCAGGAGCUGUUCAGCCGGGGGGGCUUCGUGGUGUGUGACAGGGUAGCACUGGACACUCUGUCUCUGGACAACAUUAAGACGUUGGUGGGCUUCCUGGACGACCUGAGCAAGAAGGGGAAGUGGAAAUGGUUCCUACACUACAAAGACAGCCGACAGCUUAGGGAACGCGCACGGUCAAGCUCAGACGCUCGGGAGCUGAAACAAUUUGUGGACUACUGCCAGGAGGCUGGGCUUGUAGAGGUCUUGCCCUAUCACGAGUGUGAUAUCAUGUCCCAGGACCGGCCCGACUACCUCCACUGCCUGCUGCGUCUGCAGGUCCAGAAUGCCAUUGCACGCUUCCCUGUCUUCAUCACAGACACACCGGAAGAUUCUUUUGGAAAAUGUGGGAUUUUUGCAAUGAACAUCAAUACGUUUUUACGGAUUUCGAAGAGUGACACCUGCACAAUUUUGUGAACAACAUUCAGGAAUUGUAUUGACAGCUUACAUGGCGACUUUUAAGCCACUGUCUUUCAUAUUCCUUACCUUUUAGUGCCUUUUAAUUACUAAU